AUGGCACGAACAGAAGAACUUCCCAACGACUUCGGCGAGAAGUUUGAUCUCAGCAAUGAUCCUCAGGCCCAAGCCCAAGCGCCGAACGCGGGCGCUCUUGAAUCUCUGAUCUCCCAAGCCGCGCCCUUCCCGCUCAAGCAAGAUGCGCAGUCGAACACCGCCGACGCCACCCAAUCUGGCGCCGCUAUGCCCCCAGCGAUGGCCUCCGUGAAGCAGCACACAGCCGACGAGGUUCUGAAAAUGAUGAACCGGUCGCCGCUCUUCAUGACUACGCUGGAUGAAACGGACGGCGAGGGCGGAGAGAACAUCGAGCUCGAGGCUCUCAAGGCGCUGGCGUACGAGGGCACAAGAGCGGAGGUGGCAGGAAACUUUAGAGAACAGGGGAAUGAGUGUGCGAGGGCGAAGCAGUGGACUGAUGCCCGCGAGUUCUAUGAUAAGGCGAUUGCGGCGCUGAAGGCACCCGCCAAGCCGCAGAAUCUUGAGGAAGGCUCCAUGAUUCUAGAAGUUGCAGAGAUUGAUGAAGAAGCUGAGAAGAAGAAGGAGUUGGAGAUUGAGGAAGCCUGCUACAUCAAUCGGGCGCUGUGUCAUCUAGAGAAAAAAAACUACCGUUCAUGCAUCCGCGACUGCGCGUCAACCCUCCGCAUCAAUCCCCAGAACAUAAAAGCCUACUUCCGCUCCGCAACCGCCUGCCUCGCACUCGACAAGCUCGAUGAAGCCGUCGACGCCUGCUCAAUCGGCCUUUCCCUCGACGCGCAGAACAGCGCGCUCAAGACCUUAUCCCACAAGAUCUCCGCGCGCAAGACCCAUCUCGAACAACUCGAACGCGCCCGGCGCGAGCGCGAACAGCGCAAAGCCGCAGAAGCGCACGCCCUCGCGCUGGCGCUCAAAGCCCGCAACAUCCGCACACGCACAACGGCGCGCCCUCCGAGCGACUUGGAAGACGCGCAGAUUAAGCUCGAAGCGCCGAUCGAUCCCGCGUCGACGCUCUCGAUACCUGUGCUCCUGCUCUACCCGCUUCACGCGCAGACAGACUUCGUCAAAGCCUUCCGCGAGUCGGAGACGCUGGCUGAGCAUCUGGCGUACAUCUUGCCGGUACCCUGGGACGAGAAGGGGGAGUAUGCGGCGGAGAGCGUGGAGUGCUAUGUUGAGACGGCGGCGGGCGGGCUGAUCAAAGCGGGGAAAAAACUGCCGCUGCUGAAGAUUCUGGGGACUGGUAAGGUUGAGCUUGUGGAUGGACUGUUGAGCGUUAACGUGCUACCUAAGGGCGCGGCGGCUGCGUGGAUUGAGGAAUUCAAGCGCAGGCGGAAGAUGCCUUGA
Messenger RNA from Coniosporium apollinis CBS 100218, 1317 nucleotides. RefSeq lists its product as uncharacterized. Gene Ontology annotation, molecular function: Hsp90 protein binding. The transcript has 2 exons. Bases 1 to 1317 code for a protein of 438 amino acids. Gene Ontology annotation, biological process: protein folding. The record is from RefSeq and is a predicted model, not a curated record. Lineage: Eukaryota; Fungi; Ascomycota; Dothideomycetes.